AUGGCUGAGAAAACCAACCAGGCCUAUCCCUUGGCACCGGCAAAUGGUUACCAGAGAAGUGAUGCAGAGUCUUUGCAAUCAACCGAUGAGCUCAAACGCAAGAAGAGAAUCAAGUUGGCCAUUUAUGUCGGUGUUUUCAUUGUGUUUCAGAUUAUUAUCAUAACUGUGAUCAGUCUCACUGUCAUGAAAGUUAAGACCCCUAAGGUCAGGCUAGGCAACAUCGACGUCCAAGAACUCAAUUCCGUCCCGGCGACACCUUCAUUCGACACAAAAUUCACAACCCAAAUCAAGGUGAAAAACACAAACUCGGGUCCUUACAAGUUUGAUGCUAACACUGUCACGUUUUUGUACCAAGGCGCGGCUGUUGGGCAAGUAGUUUUUCCAAAGACUAUGGCUGGAAUGCUUUCCACCAAAAAAAUGAAUGUCGAGGUGAGCUUGAGUUCGAGUGCAUUAAGCGGUUCCAAUCUUGGCAGUGAAUUGAGCAGCGGGGUAUUGACCCUCAACAGUGCGGCUAAGGUGACUGGAAAGGUUGAACUGAUGCUUAUAAUGAAGAAGAAGAAGUCUUCCACCAUGGACUGCACCAUUGCAUUUGAUCUGUCAGCCAAGACGCUCAAAAGUUUGCAAUGCAAGUGA
Molecule: messenger RNA, 633 nt
Organism: Malus domestica (apple)
Lineage: Eukaryota; Viridiplantae; Streptophyta; Magnoliopsida; Rosales; Rosaceae
Product: late embryogenesis abundant protein At1g64065-like
Source: RefSeq, a predicted model, not a curated record